AGAAUCUGCAUGACAAGUCUCGCAACGUUCCAGACCCAGACAUAUUUGCAUUUGACAGGCCGCUGCUGCUGACGAUAGCCAUCUCGACCUGUCCAACAUAUCCAUAAUCGCACACGAAGAGUCCUCCAUAAUCGAAGCAGAAGAUGAUAUGCAGGAGAAAAACAAGUGUGUGUAGUGUAAAUCUUUUGGACGCCGGAAAGCGCCAACAUCACUUGCAAUUUGGCGCAGGUGGUAAAAUAGAACAAGUCCGUGCUCCUGUAUUAAACCCGGCACGAUGACUGUAGCGGGUGCCCUUUAGUAUACAGCUCCCUAAAAAUUACAUUCUUCGGCAUUACGGAAGAUCUACACUAGCAAGCACAUUUUUUUCGCUGCGACACAACCUACAGGCCACAAUCAGAGUCUGCACGAACUGGUAACACCAUUAAGCGGAUGUGGUGCGGCUGCGGGCAGUGCAUUUUCCGACGUUUCGCAACAGCUGCCGCCGCCACCACAAUUGGACCUUUCCUAUGUUCAUUUGUCGCGUCAGCCUUCGUCCCUGGUCGGGUUGAGCAAUAACACGAGCGUUGACGACGGCGGCGUCCCUGCAGGCUCGCUGGAUAUGAGCAACAAUACCUUGGACAGCAUGACGCCUCCGACUCCCCCUGUCCUCCGAUACCUUGGACAGCAAUGCAGGAUAACCGACAACGGACUCCUUACCGGCCACCGACGCGACACGCGCGCGCGGUUUUCCUUGCGGCCAACCGACAACUCCUUUCCUUUACCACCCCCUAGUCAAGAUGGGGAAUCGGCUAGACAAGUCCACAAGUUUUGGCUGUUUUGCAUGACAACUUUGGGCUCGAAGCGUAGUGCUCCUGUUUGAGGUAGUUCAGCAGCAUCACGCAUCUAGUACAUCGUGCUGACUGGAGCAUUACAAAUCCCAAAACACAACUGCAAAAUGCUUCUCAUGGGGCUUCGCAUGACAAACAUUUUGAGCCUGCAGAUUAGCAUGACAAUUCUGGGACGGGGACGCUUUUACACAGAAUAGCCCAGCGGCUCAUCCGGGACCAGUUGAAGUUGUCGCUCGCCCUCUUCCAAUACCAACUGCAAAAAUGUCUGGGGCUGGAAGAAUGCUGCAAGACUUGUCAUGCAGGUUUUGUAUGAUCCAUGAUUUCUGUGAUGCACCGCGUAGCAUUACAGAGUUAGUGGGUGCCUCCUGAU
Messenger RNA from Amoebophrya sp. A120, 1197 nucleotides. The record is from the annotation of a GenBank genome assembly. NCBI's taxonomy places the organism in Eukaryota, Dinophyceae, Syndiniales, Amoebophryaceae.